Molecule: messenger RNA, 3156 nt
Organism: Olea europaea var. sylvestris
Lineage: Eukaryota; Viridiplantae; Streptophyta; Magnoliopsida; Lamiales; Oleaceae
Product: probable linoleate 9S-lipoxygenase 5
Exons: 9
Coding region: 336-2948 (870 amino acids)
Biological process (GO): lipid oxidation
Molecular function (GO): oxidoreductase activity, acting on single donors with incorporation of molecular oxygen, incorporation of two atoms of oxygen; protein binding; metal ion binding
Source: RefSeq, a predicted model, not a curated record
AACUAGAUGCAUCCUUCUUGACUUUUUCUCAAGUAGAUUGGAAAAUAAUUCCUCACUUUUUUUCCACCAAUAAAAACUGUCAACUUGGCAUACCCUCAUGCCUCACAAUUCAUUUCUCAAUAUAAAGGCAUCAACUUGAUCUUUGAAACUGUAUUCUGCUUAUGAGUAGUGUAAUCCAAGUUAAGAAUCUUGUAACACUACUCAAGAGAAUCAGGUGAAGUGUAGCAUCUUAUUUCAUUUCUUUUCAGCUUUUACUUCCUGGAACAUACGUAGUUUUUUUGUUCCAAAUUCCAAUAGGGAUUUCAUUUUUUUUUCCCCAGUGUUCGUGCAUAGAGAUGAUGGAGAAACUACUCGAAACGUUGUGUGGAAAGAGUCGAGAGGAGCCGAGGAGUAUUGGCUGUGGAAAGAAGAUUAAAGGCAGAGUAGUAUUGAAGAAAAAGAAUGUUAUGGACUCGACAGAUAUAUGGGCUUCGCUUCUUGAUCGAAUUCAUGAGCUCUUUGGCAAAGGUGUUUCACUGCAGCUCAUCAGUGCUGUUCACGCAAAUGGAUCAAGAGGGAAACUGGGAAAACCAGCAUUCUUGGAGAAUUGGAUCUCGAGGCUUACAUCACUGUCGGCCGAGGAUGACGUUACAUUUGACGUUAAUUUCGAUUGGAAAGAGUCUCUAGGAGUUCCUGGUGCUUUCAUUGUCAGAAACCAUCACCAUAGCCAGUUUUACAUCAAGACAGUCACCUUGGAAGAUGUUCCGGGACACGGCCAACUCCAUUUUGUCUGCAAUUCUUGGGUUUAUCCUGCACAUCGUUAUAAGUACGAUCGUGUCUUCUUCGUAAACAAGACAUACCUGCCAGGUGAUACGCCCGAACCACUACGCCUAUAUAGGGAAGAAGAGCUCAUCAAUCUUCGUGGCGAUGGGUCGGGCAUGCUAAAAGAAUGGGACAGAGUCUAUGACUAUGCAUUCUACAAUGACUUGGGAAGUCCUGAAGAGGGAUCAGACUAUGCACGCCCCGUGCUUGGUGGAUCAAAGGAAUAUCCGUACCCACGUAGAGGAAGAACAGGUCGUCGACCAAAUAAAAAAGAUCCUAUGUCAGAAAGUCGAUUGCCUCUCUUAAGUUUAAACAUUUAUGUUCCACGAGAUGAGCGUUUCAACCAAGUGAAGUUCUCAGAUUUCAUUGCUUAUGCUCUUAAAUCCCUGGGUCAGGUAUUGCUUCCAGAGAUAAAAUCCAUAACUGACAAAACAUUUAAAGAGUUCGAUACAUUCCAAGAUGUACUUGACCUGUAUGAUGGUGGGGUUAAGCUACCUGAUGGCCACAAUCUUACGAAACUUAAGCAAUGCGUCUCUUGGGAAUUGCUCCAUGAACUUCUUCGUUCAGAUGGUGAGAAAUUCCUGAAAUUCCCAAUGCCUGAUGUUAUCAGAGAGGAUAAGACUGCGUGGAGAACAGACAUAGAGUUCGGACGAGAAAUGCUAGCUGGAGUGAAUCCUGUUGUUAUUCGACGCCUAGAGGAGUUUCCCCCAACUAGUAAGCUAGACCCUGAAAUAUAUGGCAACCAAAACAGUUCAAUCACAAGGGAGCACAUCGAGAAAAACAUGAAUGGGAUAAGAAUAUAUGAGGCAAUUGAGCAGAAUAAGAUGUUCAUACUAGAUCAUCAUGAUGCACUUAUGCCGUACCUUGAACGGAUAAACAAGGACACAAACACAAGGACAUAUGCUACUCGAACUCUCCUUUUACUACAAGAUGAUGGGACAUUGAAGCCGUUGGCAAUUGAAUUGAGCUUACCAAAUUUCGAGAAUAAAGAACAGGGUGCCAUUAGUCGAGUAUUUACUCCUGCAGAGCAUGGAAUCGAAGGUUCAAUUUGGCAGCUGGCCAAAGCUUAUGCUGCUAUAAAUGAUUCGGGAUAUCAUCAAAUGAUCAGCCAUUGGCUGAACACCCAUGCAGUGAUAGAGCCAUUUAUCAUUGCAACGAACAGGCAAUUGAGCGUGCUUCACCCGAUAUACAAGCUGCUGCAUCCCCAUUUCCGUGAUACAAUGAACAUAAACGCUUUGGCUAGGCAGAUCCUCAUCAAUGCAGGUGGGAUACUCGAGACAACAGUAUUCCCGGGAAGAUAUUCGAUGGAAAUGUCUUCUGUCAUCUAUAAGAGCUGGAACUUUACAGAGCAGGCACUCCCUGCAGAUCUUCUCAAAAGAGGAGUGGCAGUUCCUGAUCCAAGCCAACCCAAUGGCCUCAGACUCCUAAUAGAAGAUUAUCCUUACGCAGUCGAUGGGCUUGAAAUAUGGUCGGCAAUUAAAGAUUGGGUUGAAGAGUAUUGUUCAUUCUAUUACCACUCCGAUGACAUCAUUCAAGGCGAUUCGGAACUCCAGUCCUGGUGGAAGGAGCUUCUUGAGGAGGGCCAUGGGGACUUAAAAGACAAACCAUGGUGGCCUAAGAUGCAGACAAGAGAUGAUCUCAUGGAGACAUGUACAAUCAUAAUUUGGGUAGCUACUGCUCUUCACGCAGCAGUCAACUUCGGACAAUAUCCAUAUGCUGGCUACCUUCCAAAUCGACCAACUCUCAGCCGCCGAUUGAUGCCUGAACAGGACACUCCUGAGUAUGCUGAGCUGGAGUCAAACGCUGAUGCGGCCAUCCUGAAAACGAUUACACCCCAGUUCCAAACCCUUCUUGGCAUUUCUCUAAUAGAAAUAUUAUCCAGGCAUUCCACAGAUGAAAUUUAUCUAGGACAGAGAGACACUCCCGAGUGGACAGCAGAUAUUAUACCAAAACAGGCAUUUAUGCGGUUUAGUAACAAACUGGUGGAUAUUGAACAAAGGAUAAUGUCGAGGAACUCCGACAAGAGAUUAAAGAAUCGAGUUGGGCCUGUAAAUGUUCCCUACACCUUGUUAUAUCCCAAUACCUCAGAUUACAGUAGAAAUGGAGGACUUACUGGCAAGGGUGUUCCCAACAGCAUUUCAAUAUGAAAUCUUGUGAAGUAAAGGAGUAGAAAUUUUUCUUAAAUCCCUUAACCGUCAGAAGUUGUGUUUAACUUAAGCAGAGGAUUAAUGACUCGUUUAAUAGUAAUUAUUGUUCAAAUGACAGGUUUAGAAGUGAACUCAAUUUGAUCACACAGUAUGCUGACUCUGCGUUUCAAUCCACUUCACCAAAGAUAUUGUUAAUUUGUUUCCUUUA